Messenger RNA from Striga hermonthica, 603 nucleotides. The record is from the annotation of a GenBank genome assembly. Lineage: Eukaryota; Viridiplantae; Streptophyta; Magnoliopsida; Lamiales; Orobanchaceae.
AUGGAGACGAGGAACAGAUCGUCUCAAGGUACAACUCUCCAUCAGCGGUCACUGUCGCCGUCCGGCCGAUUCUGCUCGUCCUCCAUCUCCGCCACGUCCUCUCACGGCUUCGCGACCCGACCCGACCCCCGAUCCGAUUACAUGUACCCCCGCCCCACGAGCCCGACCCGGGUGACCCUCGGCAGAUCCGUUUCCCCAUCCCAGUCGGUCCGAUUCUCCGCCUAUAGGAACCACCCGAUCGCGUCGCACCACCACCAGAGGCAGAGUCGCGGCCGGCCCCUGAAUUCCGGCGUGAAGAAGACGUGCAUGUGCUCCCCCACGACGCACCCAGGCUCCUUCCGGUGCAGCCUCCACAAGAACAGUCCGGUCCCCGGGUAUAGCAGCCAGGCAGCGGCGCCCUACCGCUCGAGCCAUCAAUUAAACAUGAGGAGAUCGGCGAUGACAAACUCGCUUGUUCGAAUCGGUACGGUGGAGGGCGAUUUGGUGAGGAGGGCCCUGGCGGCGUUGAUUCGGCCGUCGUCCCACAGCCUCCGACGGCGGGGCGAUUUCCAGCCGCGGCCGAGCCGGCUGUCGGUUAUGUCUAAGGCCGAAAAUUUGUUAUAG